Messenger RNA from Carassius gibelio (silver crucian carp), 689 nucleotides. RefSeq names its product GTPase IMAP family member 9-like. The annotation marks the transcript as partial. The transcript has a single exon. The record is from RefSeq and is a predicted model, not a curated record. Gene Ontology annotation, molecular function: GTP binding. NCBI's taxonomy places the organism in Eukaryota, Metazoa, Chordata, Actinopteri, Cypriniformes, Cyprinidae.
GAGGGAGGAUGACCAGACACAUUCCUGUCCAACUAAAUGAUGAACCAGAGAGCCCUGCAGACAGCCGCUCAUCCAGAAGGAUUGUUCUUCUUGGUAAAACUGGUGCUGGCAAGAGUGCAGCUGGAAACACAAUACUUGGAAGGAAAGAGUUUAAAUCUGAGCUUAGUAUGGAUUCAGUUACAAGUGAAUGUUCAGAGAGACACGCCACUGUUUCAGACAGAUCUGUGUCUGUAGUUGAUACUCCUGGAUUAUUUGACACACAGAUGACACAGGAGGACAUAAAGAUGGAGAUAGCAAGAAGUGUUUAUUUAUCCAGUCCUGGACCACAUGCUUUCCUCAUUGUGUUUCCUGUGAAUAUGAGAUUCACUGAACAUGAGCAGCAGAUUCCUCAGCAGAUUGAGAUGAUGUUCGGUCAGGGGGUGUUAAAAUACUCCAUCAUUCUCUUCACUUAUGGAGAUCUGCUAAAAAAAAAGAACAUAGAGGAACACAUUAAUGAGAACAUUAAAUUUAGGCAUCUAGUCCAGCAGUGUGGAGACAGAUUUCAUGUCUUCAACAAUGAAAAUGAGAGUAACAGAGAGCAGGUGACAGAUCUGCUGGAGAAGAUUGACACAAUGAUAGAGCAGAAUGGAGGUUACUAUAGUAAUCAGAUGUAUGAAGAUGCUUACAGAUUCAGACAAUUGGAAGAAGAG